AUGAAGAUCGCUACAGUUUUUCUUCUUCUUCUCUAUGUUCCAUUACUCAUCUCUGCAAGGCACAUCCCCAGUUCGGAGUAUUCUCGUCAAGAUGAAGAACAAGCAGGGAGAGGAUUAUUAUCAGACACAAAGAUGAUGAAGAGGUUGAGAGGAGAGACAGUGGAAGAGGUAGCAGGGUCGAGGUUGCCGGAUUGUUCUCAUGCGUGCGGUUCCUGUUCGCCCUGCAGACUCGUUAUGGUCAGCUUCGUUUGUGCCUCCCUUCAAGAGGCUGAGACCUGUCCCAUGGCUUACAAGUGCAUGUGUCAUGACAAGUCCUACCCUGUCCCCUAGAGUUAUACAAGUCCAUAUAUAUGAACUUUGUCCUUAGUAAGGAUAUAUCUAUAUAUGUCAACGUGUUCUUGUUCAGAAACAUAUUUUGUAUCCACGCAACUUGUGAUGCCCCCAUUUUGUUUGAUACUGAGUUCUUAGUGUUAAUCAACUAUAGGGAAGAGAUACUGAGAUACUUGAAUGAUUCAGUUUUUCUUCCA
Molecule: messenger RNA, 527 nt
Organism: Neltuma alba
Lineage: Eukaryota; Viridiplantae; Streptophyta; Magnoliopsida; Fabales; Fabaceae
Product: protein EPIDERMAL PATTERNING FACTOR 1
Exons: 2
Coding region: 1-330 (109 amino acids)
Biological process (GO): stomatal complex development; guard cell differentiation
Source: RefSeq, a predicted model, not a curated record